CCAAGGUAGACUUUGUGCUUACGUGGCUUUCUGCGCUUUUCCCCAUGCGUUUAUAGUUUUAGUAAAUUAUUGAAUCAUAUGGAUCGUUUUUCUAAUCUAAACUGUGAGUGCAUAUUACUAUUUUUAGUGGAUCUCUAGAUACUGCAACUUGCUGGAACAGACAACUGAAGUAUUUGAUAAAGACUACCUCCCCUCUACAUAUACCAACAACAACGUGUAUUACUGAACAUGCUCUCAAGAUGAUGAAAGUACCCGGAUACACUUCUUGGAAUUCGCGUUCAAAACGAGCAUACAAAUCGACGUCUCGAUCUCCAGAAAAGUUAUCGAGUUGCAUUACCAAAAAUUCCGUGAACAGCAAGUUCAUUCGCCAGUAUCCUUCGCUUCGACGAGUGGAUGGAGAAUCAAUCACAAUAUUGCUAAGGAAGCAUUCUCCAUACGAAAGGGAAGAAAGAGAUCUGGCUGCAGUUUACCGAGCUGCAACACGGACCGACAGUCCUAUGUUCAAAAUACUCAAUGUCUGUGCACCACUAUACAAGUGGGGUGGUGUUUACAAACCAACUAAGGGAUGUAGCACGAUUUGUAAGAAAGAAGGCAUCUGGUGGGAACAGCACUGCCAGACGAUGACUGGAAAAGUGGUUUCUAAUAGCUACUGCAGAAGUCCUCAACCACGCCAAUACCGUACAUGUGUGAAAUCAAAAUGCCGUCAAUACAUGUAGAAAAUGGUUUCUGUUUUUUAAAGAACUAUACAUACUUGCUAAGUCACUACCAUAUCAAGGUCGAAACAUAUAUCAUUCAAUCAUGUACCACAACUAAAAUAGUACCAUGGAGACGAUUAAUUUAUUAGAAGCCCUGUACACCGACUAGCAAGACACAACGUACAUAACAAUUAUAUUCUACCACUUGGACGAGUUACUAACUGAUCAAUACCAACUAAACGCAAUUUCUUGCAGAAAAUUUGCCUAAAGAUCUGUACAUUCAAAUCUAGAUUGUUUCUGCAUUGUAUUUGUAUAUAAUAUUUUUCUGGUAAAUAAAACAUUAUGGUGGACAAUUUGUGUCAGUUGGAAACCAUGUUUAUAUUCCAUUUUAUCUGCUCUCAAAUUAGGAUGAUCUGUCUUCACUGGACAACAUUAUCAUUUAUUUGCUGCAGC
Messenger RNA from Styela clava, 1148 nucleotides. NCBI's taxonomy places the organism in Eukaryota, Metazoa, Chordata, Ascidiacea, Stolidobranchia, Styelidae. The record is from RefSeq and is a predicted model, not a curated record.